AUGAGUGAGAACGAGCUGGACAAGGAUGGCGACGAGCUUCCUGUUCCGCUCCCGCCGGGUCAGCCUGCUGUGGCCUAUGACCCCUUGGAAGAACCAAGAUAUGGUUGGGUUGUUUGCAUUGCUAUGCAUUUAAUCAAUGGCUUCACCUGGGGCAUCAUUGCGUCCUAUGGAGUAUAUCUCUCAUAUUACAUCGAUCACGACAUCUUCUCCGGAGCUUCAGAUCUGGACUAUACUUUCAUCGGCGGAGUGAACUUUGCUUGUGCUAUGCUCAGCGGGCCGAUUGUCAAUGUCUGUAUACGAAAAACGGGAAUUCACUUCCCCAUGUAUUGUGGUUGCAUCAUGUUUGCAGGUGGCUUUGUCGCCGCGUCUUUUGCGACCGAGUUCUGGCAUUUGGUAUUGACACAAGGUAUUCUUGUCGGGCUAGGCACAGGAUUCACCUGGCUUCCUGCGACCCCAAUCCUACCUCAAUGGUUCAACAGAAACAGAAGUUUAGCUCAAGGUAUUGCUGCAGCCGGAAGUGGCACGGGAGGAAUCAUCUUUUCUGCUGCGACAACCCCCAUGAUCCAGAACAUAUCACUGGCCUGGUCGCUUCGCAUCACCGGCAUCCUUGCCUUCGUGGUGUUAGUCACGGCGACGACAUUGAUCAGGAGCCGCAACGAGAUGAUCCGUCCCCGCUUCAAGGCUGUCGAUACAGAUCUACUGAAACGGUAUCGCGUCUGGUUGCUGAUCGCCUAUAGCUUUUUCUCCAUAUUGGGCUAUAUUGUGGCAAUAUACUCUUUAGGUGCCUUCGCGACCUCUAUUGGACUCACCCAGGACCAAGGUGGGAUUGUCAUCACCGCACUGCAGGUAGGAACGGCUAUUGGGAGACCGUUCAUUGGUGUCCUGAGUGAUCAUUUCGGCCGAAUGACAGUGGCUUGCCUGUUGACGGCGUCAAAUGUCUUAUUUACGUAUGCCAUAUGGAUACCUACGCACUCAUACGGCGUGCUCAUCUUCUUCGCUCUGGUCGUUGGAGCCACGAGUGGCGUCUACUGGGGUACAAUUGCGCCUCUCUGCGCCGAAGUCGUCGAGCUGAAAGAGCUACCGUCGGCACUCAACCUCAUGUGGAUCACGGUUGCAUUCCCCGCUCUAUUUUCAGAGGCAAUUGCUCUGGAAAUUCGGCGGCCUCAUUCGCCUCGACCCUACUUGUGGCCCCAAAUCUAUACGGGCCUGGUCUUUUUGAUUGCCAGUCUCUUCAUGCUGGAACUCCGGAGACAGAAAUGGGGCUUCAAGAGAGAGCGGCAUAGGUAA
Cladophialophora yegresii CBS 114405 is the source of this 1287-nucleotide messenger RNA. RefSeq lists its product as uncharacterized. Gene Ontology annotation, molecular function: transmembrane transporter activity. The transcript has 6 exons. The record is from RefSeq and is a predicted model, not a curated record. NCBI's taxonomy places the organism in Eukaryota, Fungi, Ascomycota, Eurotiomycetes, Chaetothyriales, Herpotrichiellaceae. Gene Ontology annotation, biological process: transmembrane transport. Bases 1 to 1287 code for a protein of 428 amino acids.